Molecule: messenger RNA, 3615 nt
Organism: Helicoverpa zea (corn earworm)
Lineage: Eukaryota; Metazoa; Arthropoda; Insecta; Lepidoptera; Noctuidae
Product: RNA polymerase II-associated protein 1
Exons: 1
Coding region: 3-3593 (1196 amino acids)
Biological process (GO): transcription by RNA polymerase II
Cellular component (GO): nucleus
Source: RefSeq, a predicted model, not a curated record
UCAUGUUCAAACGUCCAAAACCCGGUGAAGAUGAGGACGACAUUCUUCGCAUGCAAGAAGAGUUUUUGCGAGAAAAACAGAAACAAAAUGUGCAACCUGCAGCUGCAGUUACUAAUCUACGACCACAGGAAACCAGUAAAAGGCCCAGUAGUUCUGACACUCGGAAACCGUCGAAAUAUGCACAAGCCAAAGGUCUUAAAGGUGAAAAAAAGGCGCGAUUUGAUGACUCUCCCUCAGUUGUCGGUGACAUCUUAGAAAAGAACAUAGAAGACCCAGAAAUAGAUCAACCGGAACAAGACGACGACAAAGUAUACUUCCCUAAAGUUAUUCCGUCAUUAUUAGGGGAUAUUGUCGAAAAAAAUAUAGCAGAUUUCAAAGAAUUUAGUACUAAAGAAAUGCCAGCGCAAGGUUUUCCUGUAGUUACUAAGAGAUCAACUAUAUUUAGUAAGAGAAAUGCUACGUUGAAAAAUGAGAGUGUAAAUAUGGAUGUAGAUGAACCAAGUACAAGUAAGGACAGUAAUAAAACCUCCAACGUAAAUUUGCCUUCAAAAAGUUUUGUAAUAUCAUCGGCAGAUGCGGAUGCUAUACACAGUGAAAAUCUAAAGUUGUUGAGUGGCAUGUCGGAGAAAGAAAUUCUUGAAGAACGGAGUAAACUGCUUUCAAAUAUAGACCCCAAAAUUGUAGAGUUUUUAAAAGCCAAAAGACAACAAGCUUCAUUGCCUAAAACUGUUGCAAUAGAACAAGCACCCAAAACCCAAAGUAUGGAGAUUGCAGAACAGAACAUAGACACUACAGUUGCUUUGCCAGAAAACAAUCUGUGGGAAAAUGAUGUAUUAUCCCACCCGGACAUUAACAAAUGGCUUCAUUUCAAUUCACUAGAAAAAGAUAAACUGGAAUGGAUGAAAGGCAUAGAAGAAAGCAAGAGAAUCAAGGCUGACGAGCCUUAUGAAGCAAGAUUUGACUUCAACGGCUAUCUUCUACCAUAUACUUUGGAAUAUAAUGAAAAGACUAAACCACUAUUUCAUCACGGUGACGAGCCACAUAGACCGGGGUACUCAAUUACAGAAUUGGUUGAAUUGACCCGAUCUUCAAUCACUCAGCAAAGAGUUAUGGCCUUAAAUACAAUAGCUGGUAUCAUAGAGUAUUACAGUGCAGGCACAUACAAAAAUGUCAUCGAAAUACCUAUUAGCAAACUGUUCUUUAUUGUCAGAAUAGCUAUGGAUGACAACAAAGUUAUUAUUUUAGAACCAGCCCUAAGAGCUAUGAGGAAUUUGCUAUACAACAGAAUUGAUGAAGCCAGCUUGGAUGCCUUGAUUGGUUUCGAAGAAGGCACAUUACAGCCUUGUUUGGAAAACGAUAAGUCAGAGAUUGAAGAAUUACAGUCUAAGGAAUCCGAGUUUACCGACUACCAUUUAGCUGAAAUUGAUAUCAUGACUGCACUUCAGCGAACUGAAAUCCUUCAGAGACUGUACUAUAUAUUGGAGACAAUUAGACCAAACUUCAACUGUGUACAAUAUUCCUUACAAAUACUGUCUAGAUUAGCCAGAGAUUCGGUACAAACUGCAUUGAAGAUUGUUGAGAUGGAGCACUUGAUGAAAACAAUAAUAACGAACUUUGUGCCAGUAACUUCCACAAAUUUUGUUUUUGAUCCCAAUAUUGUGUACAAAGGAAAGCCAAUAUUAGCUGCACUCAAGUUUAUAAGAAUCAUGUCAUUACAAUCUAUUGAAGUAACAAGAGCUCUACUGACUAAAUAUGACAUACUGAAACCAAUUUCUGAAUACAUAAGCUCAGGGGUUGAUAGAACUUACGGAUUAAAAAUACAGAUUGAAGCCUUUUGUAUAUUAUCAAACCUGUUGUGCUUUGGCUUAGGGACGGAUGUGGCUAUAUCACUCUUUCCGGUGAUUAUCACUGCUUUACACAAACAUGUGAAGGGAACAGAUAUAUUUGUGGAAUCGUCCAUUUUAUCAGCAACACAUGCUGCAGUAGUCCUUCAGCUAAUGAACAGACUCCUAAGAUGCAUUCUGGGAGGAAUGGACAGUUAUAAGACUCAGAUAUAUCCCUUACUAAAAGAAGGAGUUCAGAAAUGGAUGGGACAAUUGUCUAAUGCUACCAGAUACACAUGUGGUCAUUUACGCCUUCUCUGUUCAGCGAUAGACUGCUGCAAGACUGUCACUCUCAUAGAAAAUCUACCAAUGAAGUUCCUUAACGAUUCCCUAAGGACCCUUUCCCAGUCGCGAGGAUUUGAAAUGAUUAUUAAAAAUCUUAUACCCAGUUCCAAUUUGUUAUCUGGAUUGGAAAAUAAAGAUCUACAUUUGACCAAGAAUUUGAUGUCUCUUGGAGGAUCUGUUAUAGAUUCAGAGCAGAAAGUAUUGCCAAUCUUAAAUGUUGCAUCACCAUUGCCGUUUUUGACUUCGCUGUUCAAUUUAUUGACUUAUGUAAAUGACAAAGACAUGUCUGAAGCCUUCCUAAGGCACCUGACGCUGUAUUUGAGCAAACUCAGCAAUAACGUACCAAGUUUGUGUGAUAAUUGGUUCACAAGAAUGGAAACCAACUUUGUUUUCAGUAUUAUAAAGUUGUCUACUCAAUACGAGAUUUCGGAAGGCAGUAAGGACCUACUUUAUACUGUAGCUAACAAGCUAUGUUAUAUAUUGCGAAAUGACAAAAAAUACGAAUUAGAUUUUCUUUUCGGUUACGUGGUAUUUAAUAAGCAUUGGUUCACAGCUGAAAGAUUAUUGCAUCUUGUGAAUCUAACAGAUGCUGAUGGCUUUUCUAAAGCAUUGACGUCUAUUGAAGAGAUUAAGCUGUGUUAUAGCAAAGUGGUAAAUAUCACCUACAGAGACACAGGUCCUAACAUAAGGUUUAAGAGCUGGCAAGAGCCGAUUUUGCCGCGAGACUGGAUCUAUUUACCGAUACUAACACUGUACAGCAGAAGUCAAGAGGCCGAUAACGCUCCCAAAAUCGUUGGAGAGCAUUCUAAGAAAGUUGCUGAACGAAUAGCAGCUGAAAAGGAAUUCAUCAUCAGGUGCAGUUUGGAGUGGAUACUAUUCAACGAACUCUGCUUUCCAGACCUUUUGAAUGACAUCGAUGUAACGGACAGACUUUGCCGAAUCAUGUGCGUGUUUCUAUGCGACAAUUCGCUAUUUCUGGACCCCAAAAUUAAAAUAUUACUGCGGAAGUGCACAGAUAUAUUGUUCAAGAAGAAAUCCAAGUUGAAUUUCGACAAACAACUGAUUGGAUUGAAUAAUUUCCAGGAUUUCUACACUCAGUUCUUAGAGCAGUUUCAAUCAGUCAGUUAUGGGGAUCCUACAUUCGCUGCAUGCGUUUUGGUGCCUUUAGCUCAGAGGCAUGACGUUAAAUGGCGGAAACUUCUGUGGUCUGAAUACGCAGGAUGUCUUAGAGCGCUCGACUGUCCCGGAGAAUAUCUUUGUUAUGACAUUAAAGAGUAUUUACACCCUGAGGAAACAGACCAAUCGCUAAUCCAGUCGUAUUUCCAAGCGCUUUCCACUAAUUUGCUGAGACCGAGCACGAUAGCGCAUACAAUAGCAUCCCAUCACGCGGCACAUUACAAACAAACCUCUGUAUCUAAAGAAUAAAGAUUUAUGUACUUAUUCAUAA